AUGUUGGACUUGAUCGACAUUUAUGGAGAUAAAGAUAAAAAUGUUGGCUCAAGUGGAGAGGCACUCUACCAUAUGUUGAUGAACACCCUUAAUUCCCGUGAAAUUCCCCUUUACAAUUUUAUAGGAUUUGCUGCAGAUGGGGCAUCCAACAUCAUGGGAGAGCAUAACUCUUUGUCCAGCAGAUUGAGAGCCAAUUUGCCUGGACUUUCGGUCUUUAGGUGUAUAUGCCAUUCUAUACAUCUAUGUGCCUCUGAAGCUGCAAAGACCCUCCCAAGGCAGUGUGAGGAUUUGAUUAGGCACAUAUACACGUACUUUGCACACAGUGCAAAACGCAAGUAUGAAUUUAAACAGUUCCAGACAUUAUUUGAAUUAAAACCACAUAAAAUUCUCCACGCUUCACAGACCCGCUGGCUCUCAUUACAUCAGGCGGUUGAGAGGGUGUUGGAGCAAUGGGAGGCAUUGCAGGAGUACUUUAAAAGCAUUGUAGAGGAAGAAAAGCUCACAUCACUAACUCUCAUUAUUAGAGAUAUGAAUGACCCUGUAUAUUUAGGUGCAGCUGUUCACAGAUUUUUACAAAUGGAGAAAUAUUAUAAAAAUGUUACUAUGGUAGAGUAUGUUAAAAAAAGACAAAAGAUCCAGGGAGAUUAUGCCAUCACUACAACCACUUGUUGA
This is a messenger RNA of Penaeus monodon (black tiger shrimp), 672 nucleotides long. RefSeq lists its product as uncharacterized. The coding region runs from base 1 to 672 and encodes 223 amino acids. The record is from RefSeq and is a predicted model, not a curated record. The transcript has 3 exons. NCBI's taxonomy places the organism in Eukaryota, Metazoa, Arthropoda, Malacostraca, Decapoda, Penaeidae.